This is a messenger RNA of Penicillium macrosclerotiorum, 1185 nucleotides long. RefSeq names its product GSK family serine/threonine-protein kinase. NCBI's taxonomy places the organism in Eukaryota, Fungi, Ascomycota, Eurotiomycetes, Eurotiales, Aspergillaceae. The transcript is spliced from 7 exons. Gene Ontology annotation, cellular component: cytoplasm. The record is from RefSeq and is a predicted model, not a curated record. Gene Ontology annotation, biological process: protein phosphorylation; signal transduction. Gene Ontology annotation, molecular function: protein serine/threonine kinase activity; protein serine/threonine/tyrosine kinase activity; ATP binding. The coding region runs from base 1 to 1185 and encodes 394 amino acids.
AUGUCACAGAGUCGGCCUGGGCUGUUCCCAAGUUUGCGCAUGGGUGAGGUCAUCCGCGAAAAGGUCCAGGAUGGACUCACCGGCGAAGCCAAGGAGAUCUCGUACACCCAGUGCAAGAUCGUGGGCAAUGGAUCGUUCGGUGUGGUAUUUCAAACCAAGAUGGCCCCCAGCGGCGAGGAUGCCGCCAUCAAGAGAGUCCUCCAGGACAAGCGCUUCAAGAAUCGUGAGCUGCAGAUCAUGCGGAUUGUGCGCCAUCCAAACAUCGUUGAGCUGAAGGCCUUCUACUACUCCAACGGCGAUAGGAAAGAUGAAGUGUACCUCAAUCUCGUCCUCGAGUAUGUCCCGGAAACCGUGUACCGAGCCUCGCGGUACUUCAACAAACUCAAGACGACCAUGCCCAUGCUGGAGGUCAAGCUCUACAUUUACCAACUGUUCCGGUCGCUCGCCUACAUCCAUUCUCAAGGCAUCUGCCAUCGUGACAUCAAGCCCCAGAAUUUGCUCCUGGAUCCGAACACCGGCAUCCUGAAACUCUGCGAUUUCGGCUCCGCCAAGAUUCUCAUCGAAAAUGAACCCAACGUUUCCUACAUCUGUUCACGUUAUUAUCGGGCCCCCGAGUUGAUCUUCGGAGCCACCAACUAUACCACCAAGAUCGAUGUCUGGUCGACUGGUUGUGUGAUGGCCGAACUGAUGCUGGGACAACCCCUCUUCCCCGGCGAAUCGGGCAUUGACCAACUGGUGGAGAUCAUCAAGGUUCUUGGGACUCCCACUCGCGAACAGAUUCGGACUAUGAAUCCGAAUUACAUGGAGCACAAGUUCCCUCAGAUCAAGCCCCAUCCCUUCAAUAAGGUGUUCCGCAAGGCGCCCCCGGAGGCCAUCGAUCUCAUUUCGGCUCUUUUAGAAUACACCCCCACCCAGCGGUUGUCGGCGAUCGAGGCCAUGUGCCAUCCCUUCUUCGAUGAGCUGCGGGAUCCGUCUACCCGGCUACCCGAUUCCCGUCACCACAAUAACCCCGCCAAGGACAUGCCCAGUCUAUUUGAUUUCUCACGACACGAACUGUCCAUUGCGCCUGAACUCAAUGCCCAACUGGUCCCUGCUCACGCGCGCCCGGCUUUGGAGGCCCAAGGGCUCGACAUCAACAACUUCAAGCCGCUGUCGAAGGAGGAAAUGAUGGCUCACCUCGACUGA